This is a messenger RNA of Meleagris gallopavo (turkey), 1639 nucleotides long. NCBI's taxonomy places the organism in Eukaryota, Metazoa, Chordata, Aves, Galliformes, Phasianidae. The record is from RefSeq and is a predicted model, not a curated record.
GGUCGUGACGUCAUCACACCAGCCAAUGGGCGCCUUCCACGAGCGUCCCUCUGCUCUGCUAUUGGUGGGACCUCACAACGCCCCGCCCUCCUGGCCCAAAUGGCCGCUCCAUCACCUCGGGCGGUAGCCGAGUGCAGUUACGAGUGGCGCAGUUGUGUGUGGGUGGGAGACGCGGACGAAGACGGACGACGGACGGACGGAGCGCCACAGCAGGGCUGGCAGCUCUCAGCUCCACCGUCCAACACUUCCCCUGCAUGCCAACAGGAGAACAACACCCAAAGUGCCUCCCACAGCUCGAAGCGCAGCCGUUCUGCGCUACGCCGAGGGUGCUCCAACAUGUGCUGGGCUCAUCUGCCCUGGACUACACCCACGUGUGCUUCAACGCCACCAGCAAUUUGCAAGGGAAACGGAUAUGCUAUUACUUUUCAAAGACACAGUGUGACUGGAACAGCAGCAGGGAGCAGUGCCAGCGCCUCGGAGCUUCCCUGGCCACCGUGGACACGGAGGAGGAGCUGUCUCUCCUCGCAGGCCAUCUUCUCCAAGCCCUUCCCCAGCCUCGCUGCCCUUCUCCGGCCCCGCUGCAGCCCCUCCGCGUCCUUUCUGUGCUGAGGUGCCCCAAAGCGAACCCGGCACUCGAGGAAUUCGUGCAGCGCUACCAGGGCCCGAAAGACCACUGGAUUGGGCUGCACAGGGCAGAAGGGGACAAGCACUGGACGUGGGCUGAUGGCAGAACCUUCACCAACUGGUCCGUCCCAGGCACAGGCCCAUGCGUGUACCUGAGCAGCAUGGGGAUCAGCUCAACGUUCUGCCACGAUGACAAGUUUUGGGUGUGCAGCAGAGCCGACAGCUUCGUCCUAUGGAGGAAUGGGACAAAUCCACAUUGAUGGAUGCCAUCGGCGUCGCAGUGCUGCUGGGCAUCACUGUGACCUGAAGCUGCCUCUUCCCAGCACUGCUGCUGUAUAAUCAAUGGAUACACAGAUGGUAUGGAGUCAAUAGAUAUACAGAUAGUAUAUAUAUAUAUAUAUAUAUAUAUCUAUAUAUAUCUCUAGGAGCUUGGUUAAUAUAAUUGAUGUUGGAGUAAUGAGAGAAAGAUGAGAGGAAGUCACUCGCCCUGUCCUGGGCUCGCGAGAUGAACUCCGAUGGAGCGGAUCUCCAGAGAGCCCCUUCCCCACGGGCACUCAGCCCUUCAGUGGCUCUGGGAGAGGCGCAGCCGGGCUCCAGCCCUUCCUGCAGCACAGCCGAAUCGCCUUCCCCUGUGCUCCCGUGGCUGAUGGCUGACUCAGUGCUCGCCCCAGGUGCUCAAUCAGAGGUUCAGGCCGCGAUUCAGCAGCCCCAUACAGCUGUGCCCAGCUGUGUCAGGAACUGGGCACGACUCCACUGCACCCAAAGGGAGGGAGCUCCCAAGGUCCUUACAGGUCAGGGCUCACAGCAGGGUCCCUCGGCGCUGCCCACCCCCAGCUCAGGCUCUUUCUGCUCUCCUUCCGGGCCCCGCGGCGCAGAACGGUUCCAUCCCUCCCUGGUCUGUAAGCUUCUGUUUCUCUCCCUCCAUCUAUUUGAUCUCAAUUUCAAUUCAAUUGUAGUAAAUGAUGUUACCUCACAUUCCAGUAUCAUAGUUAGUAAAAUAAGUUUUUUCUCAUUA